AAACCCCUCCACCACAUUGCUGCGUGUGUGAUGAUGGCAAUAAACACGAGCCCGAGGCUGGAAACAAUAUGUUCCCACAGGUUUUCUUCAAUUUAUACCUGAAAAUUUUCAAUCUUGAUACCAACCACAAGAAAUUUCAACUGGUUUAUAACAGCCCAGAGGACUUAAUACUCAUUUCCGAUCUCCUGCAAUCAACAGGUUUCUUUGAGGGUAGCCAUGGCUGCAAUGCCAAACAGGGGAGCAACAGUUUCUGUAACCCGAACUUCUCCCUGCUCUUGUUAUUGCUCCAAUGCACAAUCUGGAACUUCUGCUGUGUUUUCUGCUCAGAUUGGCAAGAAAUUUCAGGGCCCAGCUUUGUUAACUUGCUGCGCAAAGAAAAACAGAACAGGAAGGAAAAAAAUGGAGGAUAUGUCAGCAUUGUAUUCAGGAUCGUUUGGAGAUAAGAGAAGGGGCAAAGUGCUGAAGGCUCUGUCUAAGGAUCUUUCUGCCAUGUCUGAUACGCUACACCAACACCAUUUUUGUGCAGGGGAGAUUGACAAAUCAGUUGUGGAUCAAGUCAGACGGCAGAUUCUGGAGGGAGCUGUAGAUGUGCUGAAGACACAGUUGGAGCAGAGGCAAGAAGGGAGUACAGAGAGCGCAGGCAGCAAUUGAAAAUGAAGAAGAAGAAAGAGGCAUGAAAGGCCAUAUAGUGUUGAUUCAUCCAUGGAUAGUUUUAUCAGACAUUUAGAAAUUUGUGUAUAGUUUAUGGUUCACAGUUCAGCUGGUAGUGGCUUGAACUUUACAGGUGAAUUGAUUUGAUUAGGGGAAGUUGAUUUGGCUGCAUAUACCUACUUUGUUAUGACUGUAAAUAAUGCAAGGAUCGGUACUCUCUGUUUUAUAUAUGGGUAAACAAACUAUUCAGUUGCAAUUU
This is a messenger RNA of Cryptomeria japonica (Japanese cedar), 910 nucleotides long. RefSeq lists its product as uncharacterized. Bases 217 to 651 code for a protein of 144 amino acids. The transcript has 2 exons. The record is from RefSeq and is a predicted model, not a curated record. Lineage: Eukaryota; Viridiplantae; Streptophyta; Pinopsida; Cupressales; Cupressaceae.